Molecule: messenger RNA, 2802 nt
Organism: Suillus subalutaceus
Lineage: Eukaryota; Fungi; Basidiomycota; Agaricomycetes; Boletales; Suillaceae
Product: ribosome biogenesis protein
Exons: 11
Coding region: 46-2709 (887 amino acids)
Cellular component (GO): nucleus
Source: RefSeq, a predicted model, not a curated record
GGUCAAGACAGCUCGUGCGCUUCGCACAAUUUUAAAGACAAAAUAAUGCCAACACCAGCUCGCGCCGAUGUCUCCAAAGUCGCGAAAAAACCUCAGAUCGAAGCGUCUCCUCUAUGGUAUCAAAAUGUACCCAAGCUAUCUGGGUCACCUACCGCUCUCCCACCUGUCACGUCUGCCAAAUUGUCCUCCCUGAUGGAGCGCGGCGCAUCUCUUCAUGCGAAGACGGUAGAGACAUACCAGUCUGGGACAUCCUCAACAGCCACAUCAUCCAGCUCAGAUUAUGCAUUUUUGCAGAAAAUUUUGCACUCAGGCACGCUGUCAGACAGACUCAGUGCUCUUACACUCCUCGUGCAAAGUAGCCCAUUACACAACACGAAAGCAUUGGAAACUCUGAAGGGGAUGGCUGAGCGAGGAAAGGGAAAAGGAGGUCGAGAAGAAAGUCUUAAGGCUUUGCGAUGUAUACUUGAUUGGUGGGUUGGAGGCGGCGCGCCGAACAGGAAGUUAAAGUAUUUCCGUGAUCAGCCUCUAUCACACCAGAGCGUCAAGGAUGAUCAUGUUCUCAUUUGGUACUUCGAGGAUUGGCUGAAGAAGUAUUUUUUCUCCAUCCUCCAAAUCCUAGAGGUCCUUUCAAUGGACCCCUUGGUGUAUGUGCGCACCCAAGCACUCUCCUUAACUUACACGCUCCUUCGCGACAAACCUGAGCAGGAGCAUAACCUACUUAGGCUAUUGGUAAACAAACUGGGCGAUUCUGAAAAAUCCAUAUGUUCUCGCGCUUCCUACCACCUCCUUCAACUCCUACAAGCUCAUCCAUCUAUGAAAGGUGUCGUCGUACGCGAGAUGACGUCCCUCAUCCUUCGACCAAGCAUCGCGACACCCGCCACUGCGCCAACUACCAAUACGCAUAUCCGCUUCACCGACGAGACGACCACCUCAACUUCCAAACCAAAACCGAAACCGAAGCCAAAACCGAAGCUUGACGGAGCUACAAAGAGAACGAGCAACGACCAUGCGCGCUAUUAUGCAACGAUAACGCUUAACCAGAUUGUGUUUGCUCUGGGGGACAAAGAUGUUGCUGUACAGGUCAUCGAUGUGUAUUUCCAGAUGUUCAAGGAUUUAUUGGGGGAGAGAAACGCCAAAGAACAAGACGGAGAAGUUGUGGGGAAGAAAAAAAAGCGGAAGACAACGAAAGAGGUUGUUGGUGACGGUGGUGUGAAUCGCGCGUUGCCCUAUGCAAAGUUGGGACCAUCGGAUGUCAACUUGAACAAACAUAUAGACACCCUAUUCCUCAUCACACAUACCUCAACAUUCAACACCUCUUUGCAAGCCCUACUCCUUAUUCAGCAGAUAUCAUCCUCGCUCUCCCACUUACCCGAGUCUUCAUCUUCUGCACUCUCGAAGAGCAUCGUGGAUCGAUAUUAUCGAACAUUGUACCAGUCUUUACACGAUGGUCGUCUCGCCUCAUCCUCAAAACAGACAAUGUACUUGAACCUACUCUUUAAGUCUCUCAAGGCCGACGACAACUCCGAACGCGUGAAGAGCUUUGUCCGCCGGUUCGUACAAGUUCUUGCCAGUGGCAGUGCGGGCGGGACCGAGUUCAUCGUAGGAGGAUUAUACCUCCUAGGAGAAUUGUUCAGUACAGUUCCAGGCUUGCGGGACCUUUCCAGAGGAUCCCGUUCCACUUCUGAAGAACAGUAUGAUCCACGAAAGCGAGACCCGCAGUUUGCGCACCCCUCAGCCUCUCCCUUGUUCGAAUUGAUUCCCCUCAUACACCAUUAUCAUCCGACCGUCUCUUUACACGCACAACAACUCCUCUCCGGCCAACCUAUCACGUCAAGCCCAGAUCUGUCUUUAAAUACCCUCUCUCAUUUCCUCGAUCGUUUCGUCUACAAAAAUCCCAAAAAAAUCAAGACAAAAGGCUCCAGCGCCAUGCAACCUGCAGCUAGCGCGAACGACAGGAUUGGCGUGAAGUUACUGAAAGGCGAAUCGUCCGGCGGUGCUCUACCGAACGAUGAGAAAUUUUUGAACAGGCGAUUGCAGGAUAUUCCUGUUGACGAGGUCUUCUUCCAUAAAUUCUUUCGAGGAAACGUGAAAAAAGACAAAAACAAAACCGCCCAUACCGGCAAAGGGGAUAGUGAUGCAGGGGAAUCGGAUGAUGCUUCUGAUGUAGAUGCUUCAGCGAGCGAGUUGGAGGAAGCGCAGGACAGAGACGUAGAUGAUACUGAACGCGAUAACGACAGUGAAGACGACGAAGACAGUGACGCCGAAGAGGCAGAUAUAUGGAAGGCGAUGCAAGCUAGCAUGCCUCGUAUGACAGGAGAUGAAGACCUCAUGGCGGAUAGCGACAGCGUCGCUUCCGAUCUUGGUGAUUCCGAUGGGGAUGAUGAGGAAGUUGAAGUUGAUGGAGAAGAUGAAGAUGAGGAUGAAGAUGGUGGUUCCGGUGAUGAUUUCUCCAUGGUUGAGGCUUCUGACAAUGAGGAUCUCCUCGGCUUGGAUGAAGUUCCUCAGGGUCUCAUCGAGUACAACGGAAUCGUUGAUGAAAAUGGCGGCGACGGCGAAGAACAAUGGAAUGGCUUCGGUAGUACAAAGAAGCGAAAACAGGAGAACGAGUCCAAACGUGAAAAGCGGAAGAAGCUGAGAAGCUUGCCAACAUUUGCAAGUUACGAAGACUAUGCAAAGAUGAUUGAGGACGGUCCCGAGGACGAUAUAUAACAUUGGUGUGGAUAUGUAUUUUACAUUAUCUAGCAACUUUCUGGACAGAAAUCUGUUGCAGAUUUCCCUGCUCAACAAUUUUUUUCCCUUUUA